AUGUCGACAUCAAUUGCUAUGCGGCCUGUUGCAAGGAGGCUUCUAAAGCCUACCAGAGCCCAGCAUAUUCCCCCAGCGUUCCUCCUACCCUCCCUGCUAGCCCCUAUUCAGCAAAAAAGCUCCUUCUCCAGCACGACCUUCAACCUCUACCCACGAGACAACAAUCGCGAACGAGGAGUAUCAACCGCACGACGGACCGGUCUCCGACAACCUCUCUCUGUAUCCAAAACGCCUCUACCCAAACCAGUCCUCGACCCCUCGAAACGCUCCAGAGUAGAAGUGGAUGAGGAUCAUGGAUUAUGGGAUUUUUUUCACAGCAAGGAGAAGCCGAUGAAUACUCCAGAGGAGGACUUUGAACAUGGGAGGCCUUGGUGUGUAGAAGAGCUGCGGGGGAAGAGUUGGGAAGAUUUGCAUGCGCUGUGGUGGAUUUGUUGCAAGGAGCGGAAUAGAAUUGCUACGGAGGCAUUUGAGAGGAAGAGGCUAGAGGCUGGCUAUGGAGAUUCUGAAAGCGAGAGAAGAGAUAUCACUGUGCGACGGACACAACGAGCUAUCAAGCAGGUCCUGACGGAGAGGUAUUAUUCCUGGCAAGAUGCGGAAGCUAUUGCAAAGAAUGACCCAGAGGUCGAUCUAUCUGGAGAGGGUCCUCCAUACAACCCUACCGAUUUCGUUGAGAAAUAUGUGCCAGAGGAGGAAGUUUCCCUGGAAUCGGGUGUCAAGCCGGAGCAAGAUAUACCGCUGGACCCUGAGGUGAAGCCAGAGCAGAAGUAUUCACCAACUCUGUAG
Molecule: messenger RNA, 783 nt
Organism: Hyaloscypha bicolor E
Lineage: Eukaryota; Fungi; Ascomycota; Leotiomycetes; Helotiales; Hyaloscyphaceae
Product: 54S ribosomal protein L4, mitochondrial
Exons: 2
Coding region: 1-783 (260 amino acids)
Biological process (GO): mitochondrial translation
Cellular component (GO): mitochondrial large ribosomal subunit; mitochondrial ribosome
Molecular function (GO): structural constituent of ribosome
Source: RefSeq, a predicted model, not a curated record